This is a messenger RNA of Iphiclides podalirius (scarce swallowtail), 279 nucleotides long. Lineage: Eukaryota; Metazoa; Arthropoda; Insecta; Lepidoptera; Papilionidae. The record is from the annotation of a GenBank genome assembly.
AUGUCACUGAAGCUUGGUAUUUUUAUAAUCCUGCUAAUAUCUGGUUUUUUCCCUGAAUCGCAGAGAGCGCUUGCCGAAUGUCAAGGAGUAAACGAUUGUUUUAACAAACUGCUCAAAUCGCAUAGACAGUUUGUGAAAGCAUCGAAGACUGAAAAGCUAAAAUUUUACCCAUAUAAGAAGAGAAGCAGACAAAGAAAACAAAUGAAGCAUAAAUCUUACUAUCGAGACGAUAUUAAAUUUGAUGACUUAUACACUGAGGACAUAGGUUUCUGGAAAGGC